Molecule: messenger RNA, 2584 nt
Organism: Darwinula stevensoni
Lineage: Eukaryota; Metazoa; Arthropoda; Ostracoda; Podocopida; Darwinulidae
Source: the annotation of a GenBank genome assembly
AUGAAGGAAGGCGAGUGCAGUCCGGAGGCGGAAGCCGGCGACCCGACGAUCCGGCCCGGCGCGAUGAAGCUCCUCUACGCCAACUUGACGUUCCCGCCCGGCGGGACGCCGAGGGCGAACCUGACGGUCGCGGUCGCGAACGGCACCGGCGGCGUCGCCGUCUGCUCGGCCGUCGUCUCCGCCGUCCCGAUCGCCUUCCCGUGCCUCAACGCCUCCAACACCGUCUCCGACGUCUUCUAUUCCGCACCGACCCUGACGGAGCCAGACGGCGUGCAGCUGAACCUGGGCACGGUCUGCCACUUCCCGAGCCUCGGGGCGGCGAACACGAUCCAGGUGGUGGUGGCGGUGGUGCCGGGGGAGGUGGUGCCGGGGGGGGCGGUGAGGGUGAGGGCGGACCUGGACCUGGCCCAGGGGGCGGCGAGCGGGCGGGUGUCGUCGCAGGUGCUGACGCUGGUGGUGGCGAGCGCCGCGGCGAACGCCAGCGCGGGCAAUGCGACCGAUUCGACGACGACUGCCACGCCGACCUUGACGGCCCAGCCGAACUUGACGGCCCCGGGCGCCGUCCCAGCGGCGGGGAUCGGCGAGCCCUUCUGGAUGCCCUUCAACCUCUCCCUCCCCGCCCUCGAGGUCUUCAACCUGACCUUGACGGUCGCGGGCGCGCACGACGCGACGCGCGUCGCCGUCGAGCCCAUCGCCGUCAGGAUGGCGUACCGCGGCCGGAACUUGCAGUGCGUGGGGCAGGGCGACCUGAACGCCUCCCUCGUCUACCACCGGGACGUGAACCCCACGCAGGUGGAUUCCCUCACGCUGCCUCUUGGAUUCGUGCGAAAUCCAGCCUUCACCCUCUUCCGAGGGGACCACCAAGACGAGGACGACGUGGUGACGAUCGAGGUCCUGUUCAGGCUCACGGACCACCCCAUGAACCAUCAGGACACGGUCCUGCCCAUCACCUUCGGGUUCCAGGUGGACAGCGGUCAGGCGGCGACGUCGGUGACUCAAGGCGUGAAGGUCGCCCGGGACGGACAGGAGGAUCCCAAGUUUUUCCUCAAUGUGACCAUUCCCAAAUGGGACUCCGCGAAGACCCCUUUCCUCAGAUUCGACGAAUUGGAGCUGGAAGUGGAGCUGGGCCACACCUGGGACUCCCGGGGGGAGCCGGAGAACGUGACCCUCGCGUUCCACCUGCCGCCGUUCGUCGACUACGUCCAGGUCGUCGCGGAUAACGGGACUGUCCCGGCCGCCGUGUCCCGGGACGACGCCACCCUCACGCUCUUCUGGCCGUACAUCGUCUGGGACGAGGGCACGAUCCGACUGAGCAUCCGCCUGCAAGUGGACCCGAAGAACAAGCGAGGCUACGGGGCGGGGCCGGGCCACGCGGUCAUCCCGUUCCAGCUGGCGGGGGGGAUGGUGAGGAGGUUCGGGAUCCCGGGGUGGGGGACGUAUCCUUCGGGGGCGUCCAACCGGGUUGCGCUGGUGGAGCCGGGCAUGGUGGUGUUUGGGGUGGAUGCGGACGACUGCUUCGAAAACCUGGGCGUGGGGGAUCCCGUCCGCAUACCCGACUGUCAGCUGUCUGCGUCCUCGGCCAUCUCCGUGGACUUCGGGCCGUCGAAGGCCCGCUACGUCCGGGGUGUCAGCGACCCCACAAAAGCCUGGAUCCCGGAGCUGCGCGUCGGGCCAUACCGGCAUUGGCUCCAGGUGGACUUCGGGGCGCUGGCCAGGGUGACCCAGGUGAUCCUAGACGUGCCGGUCGGGUAUCGCAAGGUGCUCCGGUACCAACUCCUCGCCAGCAUCAACGGGCAGUCCUGGACUCCGACGGAGGAAGGGAUAGUGACUGUGUCAGCAAGCGAGACGUACCCGCAUUCCCGGAACCUCACGUACCCGUUGAAGACGCGGUUCGUUCGGGUCGUGAUCCUGGAGACGGAGGCGACGGGGAACGACAAGCUGGCGUUCGGGAUGACGGCGGACUUCUACGGGUGCAAGGUGGCGAACAUCCUGCUGCCCGCGGAGCUGUCGGUCUGCUCGUACAACCCGGACACGAGGGUCACGAACGUGGAAGUUGCGGGGAACCGUCACUUUGUAGUCGACGAGCACCAGGACAUUGCAUUCGUCUGCGACACCGAACCGACGGAAGACGCCGUGCUCUGCUACGUCUCCCAGCCCGGCGGGGCCUCCCCCUGGCGGAUCCUCCCGCUGCACGUCCACGCGGUGACCGGGUGGGACGCGGCGACGGGGCGGACGUACUUCCUGGACGAGCAGGAGCAUUCCGUGGUGUACUCGGUCGAUGGAGGGCUUACCUUCUCCCCGGACGAGUACGCCCAGGCGGCAUCCGGUUCCUCGUUCCAGACCAGCAUCCUGGUCCCGGGUGUCGGCAAGGACGACUUCGUCCCCGAGAAGCUGGGGAAUUGGGAGGCUUCGUUCGACGGGUUGAGCCACUCGGGGCACAUGGCUCUCCGCUGGACCCGCUGCUGCUCUGCUUGAAACGUUUCACGUCGUUUGGGUUUUUAUUGCACGUUUGGUUCAACGCAUCAUCACAGAAACAGAACACUCUAUUAUGGCGUUUGAAAUAAAACUUGAUCUGCAUCACAUA